AAGGAGCCAGAAUGGCGGCCGUGCAGUGCAGCAAAUGCACGGGAGAAAGGAAAGGGUUUCGGCGGGAGCUUGAUUCCUGGCGGCACAGAUUGAUACACUGCGUUGGGUUUGAAAGUAUCCUGGAGGGAAUCUACGGACCAAUGUUGUUGAAAGACAUCAAUUUAUUUGCUGAUUGUGAACCUGAAGAAAUUGAUGACUGGUCCCCAGAAGCAAGCCUGUCUCGGUGUUCAUUCUGUAAACUUCCACUGGAAAAACUUAACUUAGCUGAUCGAGUACCUACAGCCACUUCGCCUCUCUCCUGCCCCUCUGAUUACUCCUCCUCCCAGGCCCCGACCAUAUCUGAGAGCAGCCAGUCAGCACACAGGUUCCUCCAAGCUGUGUUUCAUAAAAAAGAUGUGCCCCUGGACGGUGAUUCAAAGAUACCUCUGGUUGCCCAAGAUCUCAUGAAGAAGAUGAUACACCAGUUUGCUGUAGAGUAUGCAUCCAAGUGCCUACUCCGCACCAACAUAAAUGGUGUUACAAGGACCUCAUCGCCUUCGUCAGAAACAUCAGAUUCCCCUCUGGACCUCACAAUGAGCAGAACACCGGAGGAGGUUGAACCGGAACCAGAACCAGUAGAUGGUGUUCUAGAUCUCUCAAAGGGGAACUCUGUCAGCUCAGCAGCCUCUUCGUCGUCGUGUAAUCACAGAGCCUCAGGUCGCCAGCUGUCGUUGGUUACAGAAAAACGGGAAGAUCUGGACCAGCAAGGGACAAAAGUUUGUCAGAGAUCUGCACUGGAUGAUGUUCUACAUCCUCUCUGUCCAGCACACCGAUCCCUACUCCAUCAGAUCCUGAAGCUAGCACACCAGGAAAAACUGCUUCUGUUCCUCAAUCGCAGACAUGUUGGCCAUACUGAAUCCCACUGCUGUCACUGUGGUUUAAGCCCACAGAAUAACCUCACUCCUCUCCCAGUCCCUUUGAAUGAAUGUAAAUCCCAUAAAUGCAGCCCGUACUGCCCUUCAGCCGUUUGCGAUCUUCAAAGUCAUUGCAGCACCCAUGGAGGAGACUCCAAGUCUUGUGGCAUCCAUCAUCACCCUUUAAAACACUGUAACAGUGAAGGUUAUCAAGCUCCAAGCUACAGUUGCGUGCAGAGGUGCCGGGCAGAAACUUGUACUCUUCUAUGCUCCAAGAAAAGCCUGGCAGUGGGUCACAGAAACAAAAUAGAGAGUUCAUUUGCAUCCCCACCUUUGUGUAAUCCCCCCUCGAAAAUAUGCUCAUCAGUGUGUUACAAGCAACGCAACUCCCAAUCUUGUUCUUGUUAUCCAAACCACAUUGGUGGAAUACAAGCCAGGAAUACGGUAGAAAGGGGGAUCGGAGAUGCGGAUUGUCCUGUCCUUAACAGGGAGCAGAGCCCUUCUCCUCCCCCUCUUUCCCCCAUCUCUUUAGACGUCAGUAAGAAAAUCGAUGAAAAGCCACCAUUCCUGCUUCACCACAGACAAGGGGAGGAUGCUGACCUGGCGCUUAAGAACGGAUUUAUGAGCACAAACCAUGUGCUAGAGGAUGUUAAUGCAGUUACAGAAAACGAGCCACACUGUAGGAAUCCUGGAAAUUGCCAGGUUCAGAGCGCAAGUGGGACUUCACUGGAAGAUGUUAUGAGUCGCUUUAGUGAAAAACUGGAGACUAUCAAGCCUGUAGACAAACACCCGACAAAUAUUCAUGUUUCUGAUAAGGAGCAGUCACCGUUUCCCUCAACCAGUCAGAGCCUGCAGUUUUAUCCUGAUUCCCAUUUGACUGAAAUCAUCACCACAGUUCUCCACAGAGGCAAAGCCAGCGACUACAGUCUCACUGAGCUUUUUAACCGGCAUGAAAACGAAGAGCCUAAGUCACCCAUCACUCGUUUACGUCGUCGGCAGGAGGUCCAGGCUGCUAUAUCAACAUCUCCCGAUGAUGCUUCCACCAGAAGGCAGAGCUUGAAAAUUAAACGGGAGCUCGCCAUGCUUGAUCAGUCCCACAAUAGGAAGAAGGCAGCACCGGCAAAGAGGGCAAGAUUAAAAGAAGAAAAGGUUUUUGAAACUAUAUCCGGCACUCCAUCAGACCCAAAUACAGUAAAGGAGAUUUGUAAAAAAGAAACCGAAGCAGACGAGGAACCUGCAGAGGAAAACAGUGACGUUAAGGAAGAGAUACAUGCAGUUAAAGUGGAAGGAGAUUUGGGUAUUAUUCAAGAAGAGGAAAGAGAAGCGGAAACAUCUCCUGAAGAGAACAUGCCUUCACUCUCGAGAAGUCAACACACUCCUGAGCUCCAGAGUACACAUGGAAAACAAUACUCAAUCACUGAGCAUGAACAAACACAGCUGACAGUGACGGCUACCGCAGAAGAACGGUGUAGCAGCCCCUGUAGAGAAGACUGUAUGCCAGAAGAAGCCCUGUCCCUUCAAAACGAUGACGCAGGCAAAACCGCAGAUGGAAAUUCUAACAGCCCUGUUAGAAAAGCACAAAACUCUCUGUCAGACCCUUCAAGCGGAGUAAGAAAGUCCACAAGACAUAUAGUACCUCCACCGCGGUUUUCCUCCUACGUCACUGAGCCUAGAAAGAUGUUCUUUGUUGCAUGUUUCUCUGAAAACAUCUUUAAUGUGGCACAAAAUGAGAAAGUUCCAACAUCUAGCACCUUGAAAACAUUUCAAACGGAUGUCGACAGCAGCCAGCCUCAAUCAGGAAGCGAAGCCUGCACAUCAUCGCAGGAGGACCCAGAGGAGCUUGCCUUCGAUUCAGAUCAAAACGAACAAUACGAGUCAUCUCACACAGAGUCAAAAGAUCAAUGUCAAGUCUUGCCACAAACUGAGGCGGUCAAAGAGGAGAGAUCUCAAAGUCCGCCCCCGGAGACGAGAACAGCAGCAACGGCUAUGAAUGACUCUUCUGUACAUGGGAGGCUUCGGUCGUCGCCAAGACUGCAUGCUUCGAGGAUACACAAGGAUGCAUCAAAUGUGGAUUCCACUGUCAAGACUACUUGUGUUGAAACCCCUCUUACAGCCCAAGUCCAGUACACGAGUCCAAUUAAACUCAUGUUUGUGUCUCAAGUAAAGGAUAAAGAAGGAGUUAAGUACAGUCUCAAAUCAGUAGGUUCUAGUACAGGAACAGAAGAACCUUUUGACCCUUGUGUAGAGUCUUCAUGGUCGGGAACUCCUCAGAAGCACAAAACCCGGAGCAACAGUUGUGCGUCAUCACCAGGGAAACCCGUGUCUUCGCCACUAAAAUCCACUACCUCACCAGCAGGAUCUGCUUCUUCACCCGCCGAGUCACCCAGCUCAACGUUAAAUUUGGCUACAUCGCCCGCCAAGUCGGCCUCAUCGCCCGCCAAGUCGGCAUCUUCCCCUGCCAAGUCAACAUCUUCAUCCCCCAAAAGUGGCUCCAGAAGAUCCAGUGACGGUACUCCACCCAAGCGCUUCUCUGGACCCGAGAGCCAGAGAUCUCCAAGUAAUUUGCAAUCUGUCUGUGAAACCACUCCUCCAAAGAAACGCCCAGGCCGGCCGAAGAAGCUCGGGCCGCAGCUGGAGCAAAAAGUGAAGAGGCCUAUCGGUCGGCCACCGAAGCAGAAGACCUCGGACACUGCAAUGAAGGCAAGUUUGUUAAACGGGAAAUGCCAUCAGGCUUCUGACGACAAGGACAAUGUGAACAAAAACCUCAAAAUAACAGUGAUGUAUGGCCGUUCAAGGAGAAACAAGAGAGUGGUGUCGGAGGGCUUUGACCAGCUGCAGAAGGAUUUCAGUGACUCUUUGCAAGCGGUGGACCUUAAAAGCGACCUGGGUAUUUUACUGCAACACUCUAAGAACGGCUCGGCUAACAUCAACCCAGUUGCAGAGGAACUAAGUCUUAGCAGCUCUGCCAAAGACCCCGCCCCUCAAUCUCGCAGUAUUAUCAAAUGUCAGAAACGAGACGAGUCUGCUCCCUUAAGGAAACCAGGUAGACCAGCAAAAGUGAAGAUAUCCGGCAUCUCAGUCACAGUCACUACAGUGUCACCACGGCAACGCAAAAUUCAGAUCAACAAGGAUAUUCAGCAGUCACCUGAAAUGCAGCUUUGUAAAAAAGUGCUCUUACCUGAACUAAAAUCCGCCAAAGAACCCAGGACAAUCAGCCGUCCGUUUCCAAGCAAGAAGAGUCAAGCAGAGGACGGGGUAGAAACCAAGGAUACGCACGAGGAGGAGCUGCCGAACGAGUCGGUGGCAGUUCGGCAUUCAUUGAGGGUGAGAAAACCUUCGAUCCACUUCCUGCACGCUGUGGCCACAUCUAGUUUCAGAUCGUACAGCCGCAGCAAUGCUCUGAUCCGGCGCUCGAAACAGCUUCUGCUGACCAAGGCCAACAAUGAGAGGAGACUGGAGGAGCAACAGAAUAGUCUAAAGACUUCAGGGGAGAAAAGACAGCUCUCUGGACGAGGACGAGAGGCCAUUUCUCAGGAUCUGAGCAGGGUGGAAGGGGUAUCUGUCGAUUCCAUCUUUACCCCGAGAGGGACGCUGAGGUGGUGGGCGUCAUCGGCUGAAGAACAGACCGUACAUCAGGAGUUUGCGAGGCGAAUACAAGUCAUCUCCAACACCUGGGUUUCAGACACCGCAGACAACCUCGACAAAGAAAUUGCCUUAAGUUCUAAGCUUGACGGUAAAGGGAGCAGGCCAUAUACCAGGAAGUUCAAACAUUCCUCCAUGGUCCAAACGCUGUUUGGCUGUCAGCCCGACCAACCCAGUUCCUGCGGCAUGCAGCAGAUCUGCUCCUGGUUCAUGCAGACCACCGAGACCCAGUCUUUGGCUAUCGUCAAGAAGGCAAGCUCCCGUAACCCUUAUGAACUGAUGCACUUCCCUCGUUCCGUCAACAAGAAAACGGCAUGCCCAAGUCCUCAGGCGGAGCGUCUGCGAAAACACACCAAGAAGUUUGCCCAAACAGUGCCAAAAAGUCCCCUGCAACACCAGCUGGCCCAACGGAAACUGAGGAGGAAGAAACCGCAAAAGAUUUGGUGGCGGCUUCUUGUCCCCAGCUUUUCACGAUGCACUGGACGAGUCCUGUGGUGGCGAUCCAGCUCGUCGGGGAGAUUUCAAGCCACUCUGGUCAGAGUACGGAAAAGGUUCCUACAUCUCAAAGGUAGAAACCGGAGGAGGAGGAUGCAAAGAGACAGACAAGUAGCAGCACGUUCCUCCAAAGGACCUGUCUUAGCUGAACUACAACUAAAUCGCAAAGCAUUACACGCGUCGGAGAAACAUCCGCCCUCUGACCGUCUCAAGAUCAGCUCGGCAACCUGUUGCGACGACCAAGCUCAGGAGGCCGUUCACAAGGAGCGCAAGCUCUGCUCCAAAGCCUGGAGUCCCGAGAGCCUGAAGGAAUGCCGGGUGUUUCUGAGGAAGAUCAACUCUCCAGACAGCGAGUCCGCUGGGGAGGAGUGCACUGUAACACUGGAUGAUGGGUCGCCUUCCGCAUGCCUGUUUGCAGGGAAGGAGAGGGAACCAGUAGGAAAUGUUCAAACUGUGAAAAGUGAGAGAAAAAGGACCCUUAAUAAGAGGGCUGCGUCAACUGAACUGGCAGGUUCUACAUCUAAGUCGGACCAGAAGAAGGACACCGCGCCCGCGGGGAGACAGAGGAGCAAAUACAAAAGUCCCGCAGUCGUGUCCCCUGAAGUUCCACAACCACCACCAGCGAAAAGGUUGAGACAAUCGCGAAUGAGGGGCCUCACCGGACCGAGAUGGUGCGACUUUGUAUUUGAAAGCUAAAUGAAGCAUGGGAACUCCUCCUCCUGGUUAGGGGGGACUAUUGUUAAACGUGGUGCCUUUGGACUUUGAGCUGACCACGUGGACUGACCUUCCCACUACGGUUCAGUCUUACACUCAGCGAUUAUGUAGCAGUCUAACUUAAAAGCUUGAUGUUGCACUAUUUUUAUCCAUGAAUAUAUGUUUUUUUUUUUUUUUUUUUUUCUGUUUGUGUUGCCUUUGUCUUUCUCAGCGUGUGUAGUAGAACAACUCCGUUACAUCAGAGAGUAUUUGUUUUUGGGAUAAGUAGUGAUAAAGUGCUCACUGUUUGAGGAAAGACGACGUGUGACGGCAUCGGCGGCGCCGCCUCCCGCAGGUCACGACGCCGCACGAAGGCCAACAAGCUUUUGGAACAUCUUAAUCUGAAAUACCUAAUUUAACUACUACAAGUCACUCCUGCUCUAAAGCUCAUUUUCAUAUUUAUGUCUUACUUAAGCACUCUUUAAAUUUUAGAUAAUUAUUUGAUAUAUAUUAUAGUUUAGGUAAAAUUAUUUUAAGCCCCCCACCCCAAUCCGAGCCUUUUCUUACCACACCAAGUAGCCAAAAAUGUUUUAAUGAAGGAAACUUAAUCUUUAAUCAUUUUGUGUUUGGGCCUCAGCUGUAAAGCAACGAUGCAGUGCAGCUAAGAAAGCCAAAUAAUAAUUACUCAUUUCAAUUAAAACUUUGAUGAAAAUACAUUUUCAAAUUGACACAAUUGCUUCAAGUGGAUGCAGUCCCAAAAAAUAACUUGCAAUAGGAGAUGUGUGAGAAGUGAUUAAAGAACGUAGCAUUAUGAUGUAGAAAGUAGAUUGUGCUUUAUUUGUUAGUUCGUGGGACAUUUCAAUUCCAAUAUUUGGACCGUAUGUCUGUUUUUUUUUUUGUUUUUUUUUAAUCUCUCCCUUUCUUCAGCAUUUACUGUACGUUUCCACCGGAUGUACUUGCACUAUUGCAUUUGCGAUUAUUGAUCACACUACACAGAAUCCUCCACCCAUGUUUUUGCACAUCCACCUCCCUGCUACCAGCCCCUACUGUAAGACUAGAGAAUCUCUUUGGUGCAAUACAAAACCAUAUGAUUUAUCAUUAUGUUGAAAGAAGAAAGUUAUUUUAUUGCUGACAGACGAAUGGAUGUACACAAGCACCGAUGGCCUGGGAUGUGACUUCACCCGUCUCCGUAGCCGUGUCAUGAGAUUCUUAACCCAGUAAGAGCUACUCCUGCAAUCAGCUCACUGGAUUAAAUACUGUUAUUCAAACUUGGUUUGCAGAUUAAUUUAAAAACAAAAAAAGAACCCCAAAUCAUCAUAGCAUUAAGUCCUUUUGUCAUGUUAACAUUAAAAGUUUAAACACAGGUGGGACUUGUCCCGAUUGUUUUCAGGAGGACGUCGUCCUCUUUCUCUCCUCUCGUUCCAGCAACAGGCUCCUACCUCCUGGGACUCUGCUCACCGCUCGUCUGUUCAUCAGCCAGAGUUCACUGAUAAACCUUCAUCCUUGAUAAGUAUGUUUUCUCGCCGCUUGUUAGAGGGAUGCUAGAUGGAAAAGCAUCUGGCUUUAGGUCAAAACUUAACCCUGUAGUGAGUAUUGUGCCUGAGUGCCCUCGUCUGUACGUGUUGUCACUAUGAUCCCCGUUUCAUCUUGAGAGGUGGAGAAGUGAUUAAUGACCUGCUCUGUUCGUUGAAGAACCUGGUGCUAAACAUCUGUUGUAUAUUUUCUUUGUCAUGUGUUUUUAUACUGUCCUUUACAGAUGCAAAAACAGGUGUCUGAAGGGAUCAAUAAAGUCUUUUUCAAGUA
This is a messenger RNA of Cololabis saira (Pacific saury), 7526 nucleotides long. RefSeq names its product ligand dependent nuclear receptor corepressor-like (gene lcorl). Gene Ontology annotation, cellular component: nucleus. The transcript has 8 exons. The record is from RefSeq and is a predicted model, not a curated record. Gene Ontology annotation, molecular function: DNA binding. Bases 12 to 5726 code for a protein of 1904 amino acids. Gene Ontology annotation, biological process: regulation of transcription by RNA polymerase II. NCBI's taxonomy places the organism in Eukaryota, Metazoa, Chordata, Actinopteri, Beloniformes, Belonidae.